UCGGGACGUGCGCCGGGUCGGGGACUCGCCUUCUUGCCCGCCCUUGCGCGCGCCCUGUGCCCGCCUGCGCACCGGCGGGACCAUGAAGAAGUUCUCUCGGAUGCCCAAGUCCGAGGGCUGCGGCAGUGGUGGAGCGGCGGGUGGCGGGGCCAGCGGGGCUGGGGCCAGCUCCGGCUCCGGCGGCUCGUCUGUUGGGGUCCGGGUGUUCGCGGUCGGGCGCUACCAGGUCACCCUGGAGGAGUCACUGGCCGAAGGUGGAUUCUCCACGGUUUUCCUAGUGCGGACUCAUGGUGGCAUCCGAUGUGCGUUGAAACGAAUGUAUGUCAAUAACAUGUCAGACCUCAACAUUUGUAAAAGAGAAAUUACAAUUAUGAAAGAGCUGUCUGGUCACAAAAAUAUCGUGGGUUAUUUGGACUGUGCUGUUAAUUCAAUUAGUGAUAAUGUAUGGGAAGUGCUUAUCUUAAUGGAAUAUUGUCGAGCUGGUCAGGUAGUGAAUCAGAUGAACAAGAAGCUGCAGACAGGUUUUACGGAACCAGAAGUGUUGCAGAUAUUCUGUGAUACCUGUGAAGCUGUUGCAAGACUGCAUCAGUGUAAGACUCCAAUAAUUCACCGGGAUCUGAAGGUAGAAAAUAUUUUGUUGAAUGAUGGUGGAAACUAUGUACUAUGUGACUUUGGCAGUGCCACUAACAAAUUUCUUAAUCCUCAAAAAGAUGGAGUGAAUGUAGUAGAAGAAGAAAUUAAAAAGUAUACGACUCUGUCAUACAGAGCCCCUGAAAUGAUCAACCUUUAUGGAGGGAAACCUAUCACCACCAAGGCUGAUAUCUGGGCACUGGGAUGUUUACUGUAUAAACUUUGUUUCUUCACUCUUCCUUUUGGUGAGAGUCAGGUUGCUAUCUGUGAUGGCACCUUCACCAUCCCAGACAAUUCUCGUUACUCUCAUAACAUGCAUUGCUUAAUAAGGUUCAUGCUUGAACCAGAUCCAGAGCGUAGACCUGAUAUAUUUCAAGUGUCCUAUUUUGCAUUUAAAUUUGCCAAAAAGGAUUGUCCAGUCUCCAACAUCAAUAAUUCAUCGAUUCCUACAGCUCUUCCUGAACCGAUGACUGCUAGUGAAGCAGCUGCUAGGAAAAGCCAAAUAAAAGCCAGGAUAACAGAUACCAUUGGACCAACAGAAACCUCAAUUGCACCAAGACAAAGACCAAAGGCCAACUCUACUACUACCACUCCCAGUGUACUGACCAUUCAAAGCUCAGCAACACCUGUUAAAGUUCCUGCUCCGGGUGAAUUUGGUAACCACAGACCAAAAGGAGCACUGAGACCUGGAAAUGGCCCAGAAAUUUUAUUGGGUCAGGGGCCCCCUCAGCAGCCUCCACAGCAGCAUAGAGUACUUCAGCAACUACAACAGGGAGAUUGGAGAUUGCAGCAACUUCAUUUACAGCCUCCUCAUUCCCACCAGCAGCAACAGCAGCAUCAACUACUUCAGGAUGCCUAUAUGCAGCAGCUUGCAGCGCAGCAGCAGCAGAUACUUCAUCAACAACAGUUUUUAAUGCAGUCGAUGUAUCAGCAGCAACCUUCUGCAUCACAGUACCCUGCAAUGAUGCACCAGUAUCAGCAGGCUUUCCUGCAGCAGCAGAUGCUGGGUCAACAUCAGCAGUCACAACAACAAGCAUCCCCAGAGUAUCUUACCUCCCCUCAAGAGUUCUCACCAGCCUUGGUAUCCUACACUUCAUCACUUCCAGCUCAGGUUGGAACUAUUAUGGAGUCCUCUUAUAGUGCCAAUAGGUCAGUUGCUGAUAAAGAGGCAGUUACAAAUUUUACAAAUCAGAAGAACAUCAGUAACCCACCUGAUAUGUCAGGGUGGAAUCCUUUUGGAGAGGAUAAUUUCUCCAAGUUAACAGAAGAGGAACUCUUGGACAGAGAAUUUGACCUUCUAAGAUCAAACAGGUUCGAGGAGAGAGCAUCCUCAGAUAAGAGUGUAGACCCACUUUCUGCUCCACAUAACCAUCCUCCAGAAGAUCCUUUUGGUUCUGUUCCUUUCAUUUCUCACUCAGGUUCUCCUGAAAAGAAAGUGGAAAAUUCAUCCAGGCAUCAAGAAAACAGCACUGCAGACUCUAUCAAGAAUGGAAAAUUAAGUCCAGUAUCUAAAGAUAACUGGACAGAAAAGAAAACUUCAGAGAAUUCAUCAGUACGAGGUCAAGUACAAAAGGGGACUGAUGAAUCUGAAAGUGAUUUCGAAUCAGAUUCCCCUUCUCCUAAGAGCAGUGAAGAAGAAGAGCAAGAGGAUGACGAAGUUCUUCAGGGAGAACAAGGAGAUUUUAAUGAUGAUGAUACUGAACCUGAAAAUCUGGGUCAUAGGCCUCUUCUCAUGGAUUCUGAAGAUGAGGAAGAAGAAGAAAAACAUAGUUCUGAUUCUGAUUAUGAGCAGGCCAAAGCAAAGUACAGUGACAUGAGCCCUGUCUACAGAGACAAAUCUGGCAGUGGACAAAUCCAAGAUCCCAAUAUAACACUCCUCACCCCAACCCAAAUACCUUCUGAUGCUGGGGUGGAGACUCCCAAACAGGAGUUUGAUGUGUUUGGCGCUGUCCCCUUCUUUGCCAUGCGUGCUCAACAGCCCCAGCAAGGAGAGAAUGAAAAGAACCUCUCUCAACAGACCCAUUUUCCUCCUGUGGGACUAGAGCAAGAAGAAUUUGAUGUAUUCACAAAGGCACCCUUCAGCAAGAAGGUGAAUGUACAAGACUGCCUAAAGGUGGGGCCUAAAGCACAUACUCUCCCUGGUUGUCCCAUAAGUGUAGAUGUGUUUGGCUCCACUCCAUUUCAGCCCUUUCCCACACCAGUAAGUAAAAGUGAAAGCAAUGAGGACAUUUUUGGGCUUGUGCCUUUUGAGGAAAUAACUGGAAGUCAGCAGCAAAAAGUCAAACAACGCAGCUUACAGAAACUGUCCUCUCGCCAAAGGCGCACAAAGCAGGACAUGUCAAAAAGCAAUGGGAAGCGGCAUCACGGCACACCAACCAGCACAAAGAAGACUUUGAAGCCUACCUUCCGCACCCCAGAGAGAGCUCGCCGGCACAAAAAAGUGGGCCGCCGAGACUCUCAAAGCAGCAAUGAAUUUUUAACAAUCUCAGACUCCAAGGAGAACAUUAGUGUUGCACUGACGGACGGGAAAGACAGAGGGAAUAUCCUGCAACCUGAGGAGAGCCUGUUGGACCCCUUUGGUGCCAAGCCCUUCCAUCCUCCAGACGUGACACGACACCCUUCACAUACGGGUCUGAGCGACAUCCGUGCCGACCACAAUACCGUACUGCCUGGGCGGCCAAGGCAGAAUUCACUACAUGGGUCAUUCCAUAGUGCAGAUGCUUUGAAAAUAGAUGAUUUUGGUGCCGUGCCCUUUACAGAACUUGUGGUGCAAAGCAUCACUUCACAUCAGUCCCAACAGUCCCAAUCAGUCGAAUUAGACCCAUUUGGUGCUGCUCCAUUUCCUUCUAAACAGUAGAUACUUCUGAUGGAUUCUUGGCAUUAACUCCUGUUUCAAAAAAGUGUGAAUAGUUCAUUUUAUGAAUCUGAAAGAAAAUUAUUUGUAUAGCUCUUUAUAGCUUUCAUUCUUAUAGGUCAAUCAGAAUAGGUAAGUGAUUUAAAAAAAAAAAAAAAAAACCAAAUAGAAAAAGGAAGUAUUUCCACAGGGUAGUAACUUGAUGCCUCUUAAAAGGACUUCUUCCAAGCGGGAGAAAAGGGAGCUACAUUGCAAGCUCUAAUAAAGGGUUUCAGCUACUGACAUGCCAGCACAGAAACACACGUGUGAUGCUUCAGUGAAAGCACGUGGAACCUUUUCAGUUACACGUAGCCACUUCAGAAAGGAUUGCAAAGCCCUACUGCUAUUUUUGAUAACAGAAUGUCAUUUUUGUGUGCAUAUCCCAGGCUCAUUCCAGAAUCCAGCAUUUAAAACUAAGGUUAUUUUGUACAUACACAGGUUGAGUUUGUGAAUUUUUUAGAAGUCUCUUCUAAUUUCCACCGAGUAAAAAACAAUCUAGUUCUCAUCUGGGGAGUUCAGAGAUUUUAGUCCUUACACCUUUCUCUACCAAGCAGAGCCAGAAGUAAUUGACUGUUGUGCCUAAAACUCUGUUUCAUUAACAUAAUAAUAAUAAAAGUGCCAUUAAUAUGGAAUAUCUACGUAGAAGCCUUGAACAAAAACUAAAGAUAAAUUCUGAUGUUUGAUAAAAAAAGGGAAGAGAAAAAACUUCAUCUUGUGUUUGUGAAUGGCUUGCUUGCCCCAAACUUUCAUUAUCAUGGCCCUAAGAAAGCAGAUUAUUUUAAAAAGCUGGGAGUGAGGACAAGGGUUAUAUAGAAAUUUUAUUUCAGGAAAAAAUGUAGCUGAAAUCCUGAGUUUUUAAGAAGUUUACAAUGUAAAAUCAUGUUGCAUUUAAUAAUGUACUUUAUUAAAUCACCACCUUCACCAAAUAUUCCCGAAGUUGUGAACGACAAUUAUUUUAGUUAGGUGUAGAGGGUGGAGUACUUUUAAUAAAAUGCACUGAACAGUGAAACCCACAAAGCCUUAUAGGCAGGACUCGUGCAUCCUGCUGCAAGUACCUCUCUGCACUAAUGCACAAGAUCUCAAAAUGGACAUAAAGUAGUAGAUGGGGAGGGACUAGCAUCUUAGCUCUGCUAGUUGAUUGUGUCUUUAGUGAAAAGAACCCAGCUACCAAAUUGCCUUUCUUUACACCACAAAUCCUAAUUCGAUACUUGAGAUUUUCUAGAAAUUAUGUAUGUGAAUGAACAUUAAUACAAUCAUCUGUGCUUCCUAUGUCUCCAACUAUUUUAAGUUAUAAUUAACUAUCUUUCCCUAUCAAAUUAACAUUUAGAAGCUUCUGUUAAGCUUAUUUACAUAUAGGGACAGAGACUCUUAUGAACCAACAUUCUCUUUGAUUGCUAUAUUUUAAUUCUCUUUGAACCCAAUUAGUGUAUUUUAUGAGUACUCGUAUUAGAGUCCCUUAAUUAUAGUGCUCCUGAUAAGCUGUUUGCCUGUUUUCACAGUUCUGAAGUUGGAGAGAAGCAAAUAUAUGUAACAACUGUAUAUUCAUCUUUUACCUAAAUCAGAUACAAAUUUUUGGACAGAUAGGAAAGUAAUAGGUGAAUCACAGUGUAGCAAAGGCAGAGCAAGCGUUAACGUUACUACUUAGAAUUGUACUUUUAGAGUUGGACUACAGGAGACUGUUCUACUUGGAUAGAUCUUUUUCAAUUACUUGUCCUUGUGCCAAAGGCAAAUAUUACGUUUGCACCUUUUUUCCUGACUCUCAGGUUAAUUAAUACUGUUAACACAAAUGCUCAAGUAGAUGUUCUUUAAAACUUUACAAAGUAGAUUUAAGAUACUUUCUUUAAAAAGUAAAGAGUUGAUGAUUCCAUGAACUACAGUAGGUUUGUAUCAAACAGUACUUUUUUAAAAUGAAAAUCUGUUGUUGACAUGUAAACAUUAUGCUUCUUUGAUUAUUUUAGUCCUUGGCCUUGGUCUCUGGAAAGGGUGGGGGAUGAACUGGUGUGGACUUCUUGGCACAUCACCAGGAAAUACCUAGAGUCUAUCUGAUGUUAACACCUUGCUUACACUAGCUUUUCCAUACAUUGAAUCAUUUUAAAUUGAUGUGGACACUUUGGCUUAUAAUGUGGUAUAAAUUAUGAGAAAGCAGUCUGACUUAGCUUAAAAUAUUUACAUUCUUAUGUUUAGUGUAGUACAGCCCAGUAACUUUCCUCUUUUGAGAUUGUAGUUCAGGAAAAAGAUUUAGGAUUCAGAAUAAAUUUGGGGAGAUUCCUUUGUUUUGCAGUAGAGGCAUUUUCCCAAGGAGUAUAGAUUUUUAGGGUUGCUUUUCAUUUUCAAUCAUCUCUCCCCUCUGCCGUAGUGGAAGUGUAGGUUAACUCCGCACAGCAGAUGCCCAAAGCAUGUAAAGGUACUUAACAGAGCACCUGCCACCCAGUUAGCACUAUUCUGUCAGCUCUAUUAUGGGAUGGUCCAACACUGGAUUAAGGAAGGAAAGUUGAAAAAAAAAAUUAUGUUCAUAUUAUUAUUUGGAUGUCCCUCUGUGCUGCUUCAGGAUAUAAAGUCAUCUUAAUGCUAAACCUAUUAUACUUGAACAUUACUAAGGGAGGCAAAGUAUUAUGAAGCUAGCAAAAAUCUGUGGCCAAAGUUCUUUCUUUCCUAACAGCUUUAAUAAUAUUGCUUAUUGAUUUUGAAUCAUCUUUUUAAAAGUGGACCAUUUGUGUAAUAAUUUUAAUAUCAUUUGAAUAAAAUGUUAUAUUAAAAAGAUCAGCUUUUAUGGCAUUAAAGAAUGUGUUUGGUAAGACACAAAAGUUGCUUGGUAUAUAUAUAUUAGGUGAGGAGGAAAGGUUGUAGGCUGGAUGACAAUCCUCCCCCCCACCAAUGUCCCUGUGUGUAUUUGGGCAUAAUUAUGACAUUAUCUGGACUUGGAGAUAGAUGCACCUUUAGAUCUUACCUGGUUUAUUGUUUAACAGUGAUAGAUGGUUGUUUUCAUCUUGCUGGUGGAAAGUGCUAAGGUGGAGCCCACUGUUUUACUCUGAUGUUCAUAGACAGCUAUUUUCUUACUAUUCAGCUAUUGUGCUUGAUUUAUUUUAGGUUUUGGUACUUCACAUAAGCACCGUUAGAAGGUACAAGUGUAUAUCACUAGUUCUGGGGAGUUUGGGUACAUUUGUUGUAUGUAGACUCUGCAGUGAACUUCUUCAUGUUUUUCUUUUUAGCAAAAAUACUCAUCAUUUUAAAUCCAAUUAUUGAUAUGACAGAUCUACUGUGAGAACGAGAUGACGUAUCUACUGUGAGAAUAACAUAAAUGAUAGUUUAUUUGAAAACUUUUAUACUCAGUGGUAUUUUAUGUAUUAAGAUUAAUAUAAAUAUAUAUAUAUAUAUAUAUAUAUAUAUACACAUGCAUGCACAUGUCACAUAUCUCUACUGUGGAGUUAAUGUGAAUUUUUUUUAAUGCAAUUGCAACCACAAUCAUAUCUUAAAGAACAUUCACUCCUAAUAAGGGUUUACAAAAGCCACUAAAAGAAUAAGGUAGACAGAUGAAAAAAGCAAAGGUCAUCAGUUGGGAUUAUUUUUAUUUUUAAAUUUAUAGUGUUACUUUGGAAAGAAUUGCUUUUAUUACUAUGCUCUUUUUGUGACUGAAAAGUCAUUUAAUAGUAAACAGUAUAGAAGCUACUUUUUAAUUGCUGGCAAACAGCUUUAAGUGCACUUUCUUUGAUUACACUUCCAUUUUUUGUUAAACUUGAAUUUUCUGAAACCUUUUAUGUACACUAAGCAAAUAACUAACUUUUAAAUAAACCUGAUUUACAUCUUUUAUUAUAUUUCUAAUUGUUACAAAACAUACAUGCUAAAGUGACUUCAGUUUUCAAAUGUAGCUGGGAAAAUUUUAUGAGAUAGAACCAGUUGCUUUGUUUUUCUGUUUAAUUAAGCACUAACUGAUUUUUCUACUUUAUUGCCUUUACAUUGCUUAUUCUUAUUGACUGUAUUCUUUCCCUCAUUCAUUUUGUUUUGUUUGAGAUUUAUUUUCUUACUAUAUUUAUCAUACCUACUGUUUUAAUAAUCUGCUUUCUUUAAAUGCAAUAAAUCCCGAACAGAUUGCAUAUUCUUUA
Molecule: messenger RNA, 7623 nt
Organism: Trichechus manatus latirostris (Florida manatee)
Lineage: Eukaryota; Metazoa; Chordata; Mammalia; Sirenia; Trichechidae
Gene: BMP2K
Product: BMP2 inducible kinase
Exons: 16
Coding region: 83-3487 (1134 amino acids)
Biological process (GO): protein phosphorylation
Molecular function (GO): protein kinase activity; ATP binding
Source: RefSeq, a predicted model, not a curated record